Messenger RNA from Pelmatolapia mariae (spotted tilapia), 3484 nucleotides. RefSeq names its product TBC1 domain family member 15-like. Gene Ontology annotation, molecular function: GTPase activator activity. NCBI's taxonomy places the organism in Eukaryota, Metazoa, Chordata, Actinopteri, Cichliformes, Cichlidae. Gene Ontology annotation, biological process: activation of GTPase activity. The coding region runs from base 943 to 2922 and encodes 659 amino acids. The record is from RefSeq and is a predicted model, not a curated record. The transcript is spliced from 17 exons.
UUAAAUAGGACAGAACUCCAGAUUAAAACAGGGAAAGGCGAGAGACACAGUGAGAUUAUUAAUGGUUUUAAAGCUUUCUUGUUGUGAGAGGAACAAAUUGUUCCGUUUCUGUCCUGAGAGUGGAGAACUUACAUUUAUGGAUGUGGAGUUUGAUUAAUGAGAGUCUCUCUCACUAAAGUCAGUAAAACCAAAAUAAUACGUUUUGGUAGAAAAGUUUUUGAUAAGAUGCUGUUAGAGAUGAACGUAGCGAUAUGAUUCCAUAACAACUGAGUAAAGGUGAAUGUUUCCAAAUGAAAUCUCUUCACUUUGUUACUAACCUUCAUCCAGUCAGCGUCCAGAAAGAAACAGACGGAGGAACAGAGGUCAGUGACUCUAAGACACGUAGAGCGUUCAUUGGGAUUUUCUGAAUAUUGUAGUAGCAGAGAAGAAUAGAGUCCAAGCGAUUAAAGAAACUCGUGAAGCAUGUUUAACCCUGGGAUGACGUCACCGACCUCGAGCAGCUCAGCAGGCACAUCUGGACGCUGAUGGAGGCUUCGCUGAGCUGAUCGGAGGUCAGGUGCAGUUUGUGUCUGUGACGCCGCCCACUGUUUCGUCAGCACGAAGCUUCAGAGUCAGCUGACUCCCAGGUGUUCUUCUGUGUUCACCGUUCACCAUCUGCGAUCUGCUGUUACCAUAGCAACGGUCUAUUAGCUUUGAGGCCUAAGUAUUUCCCGCUGCAGUACUCCACAGUAUAAAUACUGUAACGUAACAUGUAUCCGUCCGUUUGUCAGUUUUUACUUUAAGCUCUUUUUUUUUUCCCUUUGGGCGUCAGCUGACCCGUUGAAGUGGGCGUGGUUCUAACCGGAAGUUGACCUUUUUAAACCGGAAGCUGAGCUGUCGGUUGUGUUUUGGAAGUUGGUGGUCACGUGAGCUGCCGUCGUCAUUGGGAGAGCGAGUCCAGACAUGGCGGCGGAGCCUGCGUUCAAGGUGAUAUUUGAACACGAGGGAGUCUUCCUCCAUCCCAGCAGCGAUGAGGAGAUCGAGCCAGACUUCCUGGUUUCAGGAACCCUCCGGAUCCUCGACAAGGACGCUGAGAUCGUGGUAGAGUACAGACCUCUGGAGGACGCCGUCGACCCCUCAAACAUGCUCUGUGCUGGGAAGGACUCGAGCUCGGUGGUGGAGUGGGCUCAGUGUCCGGGGGACCGUCCACAGUCUCAGCAGCUGUUGGAGGCUCAGCUGAGCUACGAGACAGAGUGGGACAUGGUGAACGCCGUGUCGUUCAGGAAGAGGCGGAGCUCCAACAUGGAGGGUUCUCUCAACAGCAGCCACGAGAGGAGCCGCUGGGCCUUCGCCUUCAGUGUCAGUGACCUCCGCUCCGUCACGGUGAGGGAGGAGGGCUGGACCUUCAUCAUCCUGCAGCUGAAGGACUCCUCCACCCCGCUGCCACAUCUGCACUUCCACCAGGGUGGCAGCAGAGCGUUCCUGGACAGCCUGAGGAGGUUCGCUCUGCUCACAGAGUCUCCCAGCGACCACACGUGCCUGCUGGUCAGCACGCCAAACAAAGCUCUGUCGCAGUCUUUCGAGAACCUUCUGGACGACAACAACUUCGGCCUGGUUCACAAGUUGAAGCGGGACCCGUACGUCACCACGCUCGGCGGCUUCUCCAAAGUCACAAACUACUUAUUCGAUGCGCUGCGGGGGACGGAGGAGCAGCAACAGCGCCCCCCAGAGGAGGUGGCCGACCUGCUGGGCGAGGUCAUCCCGGGGCUGGAGAUCAACCAGCAGGAGGAGCCGGGCUUCGAGGUCAUCACCAGGAUCGACCUGGGCACGAGGCCCGAGGUGAGCAGGAAGUCGCCGCUGACUGCGGACGACUGGGCGCGACACCAGGACGCAGACGGGAGGAUGAAGAACGUCCCAGACCUGAAACACGCCGUCUUCAAGGGGGGUCUGUGCCACGCCCUCAGGAAGGAGGCCUGGAAGUUCCUGCUGGGGUAUUAUCCCUGGGAGAGCACGCACGAGGAGAGGAAGACCCUGCAGAGAGAGAAAACUGAUGAAUACUUCAGGAUGAAGCUGCAGUGGAAAUCUGUGAGUGAGGAGCAGGAGAGGAGGAACUCCAGACUGAGGGACUACCGGAGUCUGAUCGAGAAGGACGUGAACCGAACAGACCGAACGAACCGCUUCUACGAGGGCAUCGACAACCCGGGCCUGGUCCUGCUGCACGACAUCCUCAUGACCUACUGCAUGUACGACUUCGACCUGGGUUACGUUCAGGGCAUGAGCGACCUGCUGUCGCCCAUCCUCUACGUCAUGGAAAACGAGGUCGAGGCUUUCUGGUGCUUCGUGGCCUUCAUGGACCAGAUGCACGAGAACUUUGAGGAGCAGAUGCAGGGCAUGAAGACUCAGCUGAUCCAGCUCAGCUCGCUGCUCAGGCUGCUCGACCUCGCCUUCUGGAACUACCUCGAGUCUCAGGAUUCAGGAUACCUGUACUUCUGCUUCCGCUGGCUGCUCAUCAGGUUCAAGAGGGAGCUGAGCUUCGUGGACGUGCUGCGGCUCUGGGAGGUGAUGUGGACCGGGCUGCCCUGCGAGAACUUUCACCUGCUGGUGUGCUGCGCCAUCCUGGACUCAGAGAAGCAGAAGAUCAUGGAGGAGAACUACGGCUUCAACGAGAUCCUGAAGCACAUCAACGAGCUCUCCAUGAAGCUGGACAUCGAGGAGAUCCUGCAGAAAGCUGAGGGCAUCUGUCUGCAGAUCAGGAGCUGCAAGGACCUCCCUCGCCCCGUCGCCACCAUCUUGGGCUUUGAUGUCGAGUCUCGCCGUGCAGGCUCGACCGAUUGCGGCUCGGCGGCGACUUCCGGAGCGGCUCGGCGGGAGGUUGGCGUCUCCAACGGACACUCGAGAGAAAGCAGCUGCGAGCAGAGUGGCAGAGGGGCCUUCGUAUCGUAGUGAAGAGUGGAGAUGGACUGUGUGUGGGCGGGGUGAAUCUGUGGCCCCGCCUCACUGGAGGAGGGGGCGUGUGUAAAGAGAUUAUUGAGAAUCUUAUUUUUGUAAUUUCUUGUAUCGUGCGGCUCUAAUCAGGCUCCGCUCUGAUCUGAAACCUCAUUCAUCCUGAUGAACAGGAGGCGGAGCCAACCAGUGACUGAGCAAUCAUUCACCUGUUGGCUCCGCCUCCUGAGUGUUACGGAUAUGUUAAAGAUAGGGGUUAGGGUGGAGCAGCUGUCUGGCUGUAGUUUGAAUGAAUGAGGCUUCAGAUCCAGGAAGUUCCGCCCACAAGAGCCCUGAUUGGCCAUGCAGUGACAGAGGGAGGAGCUCUUUCUGUUGGAUGAUGGCGCUCGCAUUAUUCGCCGACAGGAGGUGCCUGUGUUCCUUUUCCUGUUGGCACUCUGACGUUUUUCUCUGUACUGAGAUCAGAUUAAAGACUCCACGUCAUCAGCUUCUGUCACCAUGACGACAGCGAACAAACCAAAGAAAUAAAGUUUGUUUCCUGCAGCGUGAACCCGUCUCAGCU